AUGUCCAGAGAACAAGCGUUGGCAGACCACAUCUUCGGACUCCCCCAGCACCAGCUUGAGGCCGUCAGAGGCCACCCUGCCAAGGUGUGUGAAUUAAUCGAGCAGUUCUCAGCCCAGCACCUGCUCACCAUAACUAGCCCCCAGCGAGCAGCAGCAGUGGUGGUCCACCUCAAGGCUCAGUACAAGAAAAAUCCACCCAAAGUGAUGCUUGAGCUUGGAGGCUACAUUGGCUAUUCUGCCAUCCUCUUCAGCCAUCAGUUGGCUCCCGAUUCGUACGCCCAAUACUACUCGUUUGAGAGCAACAAGGAGCACGCCAAAAUCGCUCGCCAGCUAGUUGAUUUGGCAGGCUUGACCAACCGUAUCGAGAUUGUUGACGGCAAGGCCUCAAACUCGUUGCAGAGUCUUGGAAACAAGGUGGCUCGUCUUUCGUAUGUGGCACCUGCUUUCGUGUACUUGGACCAUGGAAAGGAGUUGUUCAUUCCCGAUUUGCGGGUGCUCGAAACAUUGAACUUGAUAGCGCCUGGAACCGUGGUGGUGGCAGCAAAUAGCUAUGCUGGUGGGGUUCCCGAGUACGUGAGGUACGUACGAGGAACUCCAGCUGAGAGGAGAGAGUACAACUACGACGUGCGCAAUGUCAGUGGAAAAAUCAUGCCUGGGCGGUGGAACAUGUUGUACGAGUCGAAAGGGAUCGAGCUUGACGACGAGGGGCUCGAGAUCACCCGGUGCAUCGACUAUCUUAAUGGGUAG
Suhomyces tanzawaensis NRRL Y-17324 is the source of this 747-nucleotide messenger RNA. RefSeq lists its product as uncharacterized. The transcript has a single exon. Lineage: Eukaryota; Fungi; Ascomycota; Pichiomycetes; Serinales; Debaryomycetaceae. Gene Ontology annotation, molecular function: O-methyltransferase activity. Bases 1 to 747 code for a protein of 248 amino acids. The record is from RefSeq and is a predicted model, not a curated record.